Molecule: messenger RNA, 2926 nt
Organism: Lampris incognitus (smalleye Pacific opah)
Lineage: Eukaryota; Metazoa; Chordata; Actinopteri; Lampriformes; Lampridae
Product: bifunctional 3'-phosphoadenosine 5'-phosphosulfate synthase 2-like
Exons: 12
Coding region: 131-1975 (614 amino acids)
Biological process (GO): sulfate assimilation; 3'-phosphoadenosine 5'-phosphosulfate biosynthetic process
Molecular function (GO): adenylylsulfate kinase activity; sulfate adenylyltransferase (ATP) activity; ATP binding
Source: RefSeq, a predicted model, not a curated record
GUUCAAGUUUACAAAGCAAGUUACCUUUUGCCACCGGCCAAGCGGGACGGAGCAUACCCGGGGGUACUGAAGUCCAUUUGGUGUUUUUAUUUUUAUUUUUCUCUUUUUACGCGAGAGCAAAAAGAAAAAAAUGUCCGGGGUGAAAAAGCUUCGCACGGACCUCAACAGGUCCACCAAUGUUGUGUACCAGGCCCAUCAUGUCAGCCGGAGCAAGAGAGGACAGGUGGUGGGCACCAGAGGAGGCUUCAGAGGCUGUACCAUUUGGCUUACAGGUUUAUCCGGGGCUGGAAAGACCACAAUUAGUUUCGCUCUGGAGGAGUACCUAGUAUCCCACGCCAUCCCUUGUUACUCACUCGACGGAGACAAUAUACGUCAUGGCCUGAACAGGAACCUGGGCUUCUCUCCCUCUGACCGCGAGGAGAACAUACGACGAAUUGCAGAAGUAGCCAAGCUGUUUGCUGAUGCUGGGCUGGUUUGCAUGGCCAGCUUCAUUUCACCCUUCACUAAGGAUCGGGAUGAGGCGAGGAAGAUUCACGUGAGUGCCGGUCUACCAUUCUUUGAGGUGUUCGUUCACGCCCCUCUUGCGGUGUGCGAAAGCAGGGAUGUGAAGGGGCUCUACAAGAAGGCUCGAGCAGGCGAGAUCAAAGGCUUCACUGGAAUUGACUCAGAUUAUGAGCGCCCGGAGGCACCGGACUUGAUGCUUAAGACAGAAGAGCUGACGGUGAACGAAUGCAUCGAGCAGGUGCUGGAGCUGCUCAGGGAGCAGAAUAUUGUCCCCAGUGAAAUUAUGGAGGACUUGAAUGAGCUCUUUGUUGCGGAGAACAAGCUGAGUCUUGCCAUGGCUGACGCAAGCACACUUCCCACCAUCAGCAUCACCAAGUUGGACCUACAGUGGGUGCAGGUGUUAUCUGAAGGGUGGGCCAGCCCGCUGAAGGGCUUCAUGAGAGAGAGAGAGUUCCUCCAGGCUCUGCACUUUGGCAACCUACUGGAUGGUGGGGUCAUCAACAUGUCCAUUCCCAUUGUCCUGCCUGUAAGCACUGAAACCAAGCAGGACUUAGAUGGCUGUACAGCAGUGGCUUUGGAGUUCCAGGGUUCACGUGUUGCCAUUCUCCGCAACCCGGAAUUCUAUGAACACCGCAAGGAGGAGCGCUGUGCAAGACAAUGGGGAACCACGUGCCCACAACACCCUUACAUAAAGAUGGUUAUGGAAGGAGGGGAUUGGUUGGUCGGUGGUGACCUGGAAAUGCUGGAGAGAAUAAGAUGGAAUGAUGGGCUGGACCAGUAUCGCCUUACACCACGGGAACUCAAGCAGAAGUUUAAAGACAUGAAAGCAGAUGCCAUAUUUGCCUUCCAACUGCGCAACCCUAUCCACAAUGGCCAUGCCUUGUUGAUGCAAGACACCAAGCGCCAUCUUCUUGAGCGGGGCUACAAGAACCCUGUCCUUCUUCUUCACCCACUCGGUGGCUGGACAAAAGACGACGACGUGCCGCUGGAUUGGCGGAUGAGACAGCAUGCUGCAGUGUUGGAGGAAGGUGUUCUGGACCCAGCCAGCACAAUUGUGGCUAUCUUCCCAUCACCCAUGAUGUACGCUGGACCCACAGAGGUUCAGUGGCACUGCAGGGCAAGGAUGGUUGCUGGGGCCAACUUCUACAUUGUUGGUCGCGACCCUGCUGGCAUGCCUCACCCAGAAACUAAACAGGACCUGUAUGAACCUACCCACGGGGGUAAAGUCCUCACCAUGGCCCCAGGCCUCACCUCUGUUGAGAUCAUCCCCUUCAGAGUAGCUGCUUACAACAAGACUAAAAAGGCUAUGGACUUUUAUGAUAAAGAACGACAUGCUGAGUUUGAGUUCAUCUCUGGAACCAAGAUGAGGAAGUUAGCUCGCAGUGGAGAGAAUCCUCCAGAUGGUUUCAUGGCCCCCAAGGCCUGGAAGGUCUUGACUGAGUACUACAGGUCCCUACAGAAGGACCAGUAACACUGCGGCACUCAGCUCGCCUGUUGAAAUCUACCCAAAAGUGAAGCAUGCACCCAGAGAUUAUUCUGCAAAGGGGUCAGAGUUGCAGCUUUUCCUAAAGGGAGCACUUUUUGGCAGGUCUCCUGAUUACUUUAUGUUUCAAAAAUUAUGUUUUUAUAAGCAAUGGCAAAUGCCCAUAUUUGAUGAAUCACUCUUUAAGGCGGUACAGUUUGUAUCUAUCAUUGCUAAAUCAGAAUGACCUGUUUAGAGCAGUUUAGGCAUUCAGUUUUCAUAUGCUAUUGUAUGAAUUUUAAAUGCAUUUUUAGAAUGUUUCCUGAAUAAUAACUUAAACUUUAUAUUUUAAUUAAUUUAAGGUAACUUAAGAUUCACUCUUUUACCCCCGCCCCCCCCCCCCGACAGAACAGAGGAUGAUUUAAGUGUUUACUUAGACGACUUGAUAUUUAAGUGUUCUAUCUGCAGGCUAUGUGACAAAAUACAGGUUUCCGAUUACAUUUUACAUUUUAAUUUAUCACUAUCGAGAGUAUCUAACUAUUUGUAUCACCUGUACAGAGGUUACCUUAUUCGUCAUGUAUUAACGUUAAGGUUAAUGUUAAACUUUCAUAUUUUUGCUUUUGUAAAAUUAGAUUUACCAUAUUCCAAGUGCCUUUCUUCUGAAUGUAAACACCAUAAAACUAGUUUUAUAAAUGUCUUUGUCAAGUGUGCCUGAAAUGACUCCCUUUCAUAUUUCUGACUGACAAUAUGAAGAUAGCAUUUGCAUUAUGGUAUGAAAGAGCUGGGAGAUUAAGAUGACAAUGGGGACAAUGUGUAGGCCUACGGAAAAUGUAGUCAUUAAAGAAUGUAUUUAUUGCUAUCAGUUGAUAACUAAAUAUGGGAAUAGUGAGCAAACAAUGAACUUAAGUGUAUGUCCAUGAAUGUACCUAUUAGGUUUUCAAUAAAUACUUUACUGCCCGA